This is a messenger RNA of Loxodonta africana (African savanna elephant), 408 nucleotides long. Its product is annotated as NADH dehydrogenase [ubiquinone] 1 subunit C1, mitochondrial-like. NCBI's taxonomy places the organism in Eukaryota, Metazoa, Chordata, Mammalia, Proboscidea, Elephantidae. The record is from RefSeq and is a predicted model, not a curated record. Bases 1 to 300 code for a protein of 99 amino acids. Gene Ontology annotation, cellular component: mitochondrion. The transcript has a single exon.
AUGGUCAGAAUAGUUUUACUUUUGGCUAACAAAGUAGAAAGUAGCAUUUUAGGGAGCCCGGCCAGCAAGAUAGGGCCGUCCACUUUGCUGCACCCCAUCUUCCAGCUGUUGGCCCCAGCCCAGCUCCCGAGCAGCCUUUCAGCUUGGCCCAGGCUCUAUGUUCGAGAGCCGCCAAAUAGCAAGCUUGAUUGGCUUAAAGGUGGACUAACCUUGGGCACCAGAGCCUUCCCGUGGAUCUAUCUCAUCAAACAAUACAAUGAAGAUGUUUUAGUGUAUAAAAGAAGAAAUGGGUUGGAAUAAACUAUUGAAAUACCAACAUAGUAUGCUCCAUAUAGCAAUUACAGAGUUCCUCUGGAUUCACCAAUCUUUUGAUUGUAAAUGAGAGAGACAAAGUUAUAUGCGUCUGGG